UUUGCUAUGUCCUCGCUUUCUACUGUCCAUCAUAGAAGGCUGAUUCCUAUAUUGUGGCUGCUGUUGUUGCUGAACGUAUUGACCUUGUAAAGGAUUGAGUCCAAUUUGACCUGGAAUUCCUCGUGCUGCUAAAUUUUGCUGUGCCAUAUGCGGUGGUACUGAUCCUGUUUGUUGUUGAUUAUAGUAAUAGGCUGAAGACAUUAUUCAAAUCGAACAGAACUGGCAAUAAAAGAGGGAACAGUAUUGUGAAGAAAUGGAAGUAGUAUUGAAUCUUCCUUGUUUAUUUGCACCCCAAUUUGAAAAAUUGUUGGCGUUAAAAUUUAGAGUGACGAACGCGCGGCCUUCAUCUUUUCGCAUUUCGUAACUGCAACCUUUCAGGUUAUACCUUUUUACAAAUAAUUUGUCUAAUUAGAAAAAAAUGACAUCCAUCGGUACAGGAUACGAUUUAUCUGUCUCAACUUACUCUCCUGAUGGACGCGUUUUUCAAGUGGAGUAUGCCAACAAAGCAGUCGAUAACAGUGGUACUGCUAUUGGCCUUCGUGUGAAAGAUGGUAUCGUUUUGGGCGUUGAAAAGCUCGUUCAAUCCAAGCUCUUAGUAGAAGGUGCUAAUCGACGUCUUCAAAGCGCCGACCUUCACAUCGGUAUUGCUACUGCUGGUUUAUUGGCUGAUGGUCGACAUAUUAUCAACAGAGCUCGUGAUGAAGCUCAAUCUUGGAGGGAUAUUUACAAACAACCUAUUCCAGGAAAGACAAUUGCUGAUCGUUUGGGACAAUAUGUUUCAGCUUACACAUUAUAUUCAAGUGUCAGACCUUUUGGCUCUAGCACUAUUGUUGGUACAAUGACCGAAAAAGCAGGACCUUCAUUAUACAUGAUUGAGCCUUCUGGUGUAUAUUGGGGUUACCGAGGAUGCGCCAUUGGAAAAGGAAAGUCUGUUGCCAAGACAGAAAUCGAAAAGCUCGAUUUGGAUAAUAUGACAGUUCGAGAAGCAGUUAAUCAUAUUACAAGAAUAAUCUAUACAUGCCAUGACGAUGCAAAAGAUAAAGAUUUCGAGUUGGAAUUAAGUUGGAUUUGCGCAGAAUCAAAUUACAGACAUCAAUUCGUACCAAAGGAUAUAAAAUUAGAAGCAGAGACAUUGGCGAAAGAAUCUUCAGAUGAUGAAAUGGAGGAUUAAAACUACAAGUGAACAAAUCGUGAAUAAAGUAAUUCUUGUAACUCUUCCAAACAACCAUCCACAAAUCAGAAUGCUUUUAAGAAGGAUUAUUACAGUUUAAUGAUGCUAGCUACUGGGUUUUCGCUGUAAAUAUGAGAGAGAAUUUGGAAGCAGUGAGCACAAGUAAAUCUUUAAAUCUCUUUAGAAAAGAUAAACCGUGGUCGGUACGGCAAUGUAUGUAAAAUAAUAGC
Messenger RNA from Mycotypha africana, 1401 nucleotides. RefSeq names its product nucleophile aminohydrolase. Gene Ontology annotation, cellular component: proteasome core complex, alpha-subunit complex; proteasome core complex; nucleus. Lineage: Eukaryota; Fungi; Mucoromycota; Mucoromycetes; Mucorales; Mycotyphaceae. The transcript has 6 exons. The record is from RefSeq and is a predicted model, not a curated record. Gene Ontology annotation, biological process: ubiquitin-dependent protein catabolic process. The coding region runs from base 419 to 1171 and encodes 250 amino acids.